Messenger RNA from Drosophila teissieri, 841 nucleotides. RefSeq lists its product as uncharacterized. Bases 114 to 743 code for a protein of 209 amino acids. The transcript has a single exon. Lineage: Eukaryota; Metazoa; Arthropoda; Insecta; Diptera; Drosophilidae. The record is from RefSeq and is a predicted model, not a curated record.
UUUUUCACUCAAAUACUCUGAAAUUCACCACAGAAAUUCAACCUAAAAUUCGAUAAAAUUUCUGUUACUUUAUUUAAAAUUUUAAGUUUUAUUAACGUGCAUUGAGUGCGAUUAUGACCAGCUUGGAGUGCGUUUUCGUAGCUGGCUUACUCCACGUGGUCCAGUUCCUUGCGCUAUCUUCCAAAAGUCCAAAUGUUUCGGCGCCGCAGCUACCCUCGCUGAUUGUGGGUCUGGCUGCAACGGACCUCAUAUGGGACAAUUGCUUCGUUCCCCGGGUACUUUAUGUUAUGCCGGCACUGCUGAGGCGGAUCUACGAAGUGGCAGUGGCAUUCCUGCUCCUGGAGAUUGCCGUUCAGGCGUUCUGGAAGACAGUGGAGGAGAUAUGCGUCAUUUUGAUGACCGCCUUGGUGCCCGGAACGGGCCUUGUCUCGGAGUUCAACUAUAGAAACUACGAGAGUUACUGGGUGGGCAGCGUUACUGUUCCGUUGUCCCUCCUGAUCCUGGCAUUCGCCGGCCACGCCACCGACCACUUCCACGUGUUCCACAACGGCUUCUUCCAUGUGCAGCGAAGGGUUGAGCUGCGGUGGAAGGAGACCCUGAAGUAUAUCACCCGCAAUCCGGGGAAGAAGCUGUCCCGCAUCGUGCCGAUUCUUGAGAAGCACAAGGAUCUGGCGCGCCGACAGCGUCGUGGAAGAACCUUCGUGGGUAAAUUCUAUGGCAGCGCCGUAGUCCCAGGGGAAUAAAGUGAAACUACUAAAACGCAGGCAUAUUCAAUUGGAUUCGUUUGUUUUGUUUUAUUUUAUACAAGAAAAUUUAUAAAAUUAAUUGUCAUACAUAAUAA